Melanotaenia boesemani (Boeseman's rainbowfish) is the source of this 3759-nucleotide messenger RNA. It is a transcript of the gene frmpd2, whose product is annotated as FERM and PDZ domain containing 2. Gene Ontology annotation, cellular component: cytoskeleton. The record is from RefSeq and is a predicted model, not a curated record. NCBI's taxonomy places the organism in Eukaryota, Metazoa, Chordata, Actinopteri, Atheriniformes, Melanotaeniidae. Bases 1 to 3450 code for a protein of 1149 amino acids. Gene Ontology annotation, molecular function: protein binding. The transcript is spliced from 29 exons.
AUGGGUACGUUUGUGACCCUGGCAGAAGUCUUGGAGGCCCGGGGUUCACCGCUGGAGGAAGAUGAGGUCUGGUGUCUGCUGCUUGCUACCACUGACGCCUUACUGGACAUCUCCAAAAAAGGUUCAGGUAACAUGUGCAAUGUGUUGGGCCCAGGUUCGGUGCUACUGUCAGCCAAUGGGAGUCUGGCCUUCAAGAGCUGUGCGCGAUAUGAAGACGUGGCCUCCUUCAAAGCUCCUGAGGUCCAGCAGGGUCACAUUGCUUCCACCAGGGCUGCAGCUGAAAAGAUGGUUGUGUACUCCCUGGGGAUGACUCUUUAUUGGUGUGUUGACUAUCAUCUCCCUCAAAGCCAGCCGGUCCAGAUGAGUGCUGAGCUGGAUGGUUUGCUGCUGAGCAUGUGCGAGGACAUGGUGAUGAGGCGGACCGACCUGCUGACAGUGCUGGAAACCUGUGAGCUUCACCACAAAACCUCCAUGCUUCCUCCUCCUGAGCGGCUCAUCAGGCAGCUGGUAGAAGAUGUCUACAGAAACUCAGUUGAUCAUGUGUCCAUGGCUGAAAACGGAUCCCAGCUAACAGACCGCAGUCAGAUGGUCAGGGACAGAUUACACAGAGGCUCUUUUAGUAGCUCAACAUGGACACUAAAGAAGAAGAUCCCCAGAACAUUUUCAGGAGCUUCAUAUCCAGCUGAUUCCACUGGGAUUUCUUCUGGAGGUCGACUCAGGGAUAGUUUCACUACCUGGCAGCACCUGAACCGCAGCCCGUGUAGUCCAUACAUGGAUGGUAAUCGAAGUGCCAACUCAAGACCCCUGCCACAAUUUGCGUCCACCAUGAGUCUGAAUGACAAGAAAAUAAAGGACACAGGUCCUGAGUUUAUUAGAGUAUUAGAUGAGCCUGUGGUUGUCUUGGAACUGCCUGGAUCUAUACUGUCAAAAAAAGGGAAAUCUCCAACCAACCACAGAGAGCUUAGUGUGGUGAUGCCAAAUGGACAGAGCAUCCUCAUCAAGUGUGAAGUGAAAUCCAGAGGAGGGGAUGUUUUUGACAUGAUUGUGGCACAUUCAAACCUCGUGGAACAUUUCUACUUUGGCCUUGCUUACAUUGAUGAUAAUGAGUUUUUCUUUGUGGAGAAUGAUACCAAGAUUUCCAAAGUUGCUCCAGAUAGCUGGAAGAAAGUGUCUACAACCAACUUUGUCCUUUUCUUCAGGGUCAAAUUCUUUGUCAAUGACAUCUCUCUUCUUUUGCACAAACAGACUCGUCAUCAGUAUUACCUCCAGCUCAGGAGGGACCUUUUAGAUGACAGGCUGUCCUGCCAUGAGGAGACUGCUCUGUACCUGGGAGGUCUGGCCCUGCAGACAGAGUAUGGAGACUGCAUGCCUGAGGUAUAUGGUAGGAACUACUACCGGCCUGAUCAGUACGUCUCCAAAAGUGUGAUGGAGAAACGUGCUUUGCCUUAUAUUCAAGGGGAGCUGCUGCGACUUCAUGCCAACAAUGCUCAGAUGCUCGCAGAUGAAUCAGAGCUUGAAUUUCUGAAGGUGUGUCAGCAGUUGCCUGAGUACGGUGUCUUUUUCCACCGCGUGACACGGGAAAAAAAGCCUUUAGAUGGAGAGAUCAUUCUUGGGGUUUGUGCCAAAGGUGUGACUGUGUACGAGGUUAAAGAUGGCUGCAGAUCCACUUCCCAGAAUUUCUAUUGGAGAGAAACAGCAACCAUCUCUUCUAAUAGACGCAAAUUUGUAAUAGAGUGCCGUGGCAGCAAGAAGAAAUACAUAUUCAUCACAGAAAGGUCCAAGAUAGCCAAAUACCUGUGUAACCUUUGUUCAUCCCAGCACAAGUUUAACAAUGAGAUGAGCUCCCGCCAGCUGAGCCACAGUCUGGUCUCAGAGGACAACAUUGUGCAGUAUGCAGCGGUAUGCCGUGCUCAAAGCAGCCAGCUCAAGUCCCUUUCUUGUUCUGAGACGCCGCAAGAUGACAGCGGCCUGACCACACCUCAGGAAGAGUCCUUGACCAAACUGUGUGACGACGUUGCAGCCAGAAUCGAGGCCCGAGUAAAACAUCACAGGUAUUUAGUUAUUGGUACCUGCUCCAGUAGUAUGCGCAGCAGCAUUGGGACGCGCUCCCCUGCAUGUUCCCAGAGGAGUGGAUCUGAAACCCAGUCUGGAUCCCCAGCAGCCAGAGAAACUCCACCUAAACUGGGGGCGUCAUCAGAGAGAGAAGUCCUUUGCAUUUCCUUAAAGAAAGAUCCAAAACUUGGCCUGGGCAUAGUGAUAGUUGGAGAAGAAACAGUAGGGCGGUAUGACUUGGGCAUCUUUAUUGCUUCCAUUGUGCCUGGUGGACCUGCCGAUAAAGAUGGACGCAUCAGAGCAGGUGGUCGCCUGAUUUCUCUGAACCACAUCAGCCUGGAGGGUGUCACUUUCAAUGAGGCAGCAGAGGUCAUGCAGAGCAGCCCUGAGGAGGUGCAGCUCAUUAUCUCACAGCCAAAAGCUUCCAUCAGUCCAAUGAGCGUGCGUUCUCCUGUGUUUGGAAAGUACGAGACCCAAACUACGCUUAUCACAGACGGACAAACAAGAGAUGACAGCCUUGACGAGAUUGUUUCAGUCAUGAUGACACCAAAGACCGGCAACAGGUUGCAUGUUCCCCGUGAAGUAAGAGUCCUCAGUACACAGGAUGGCUGCCCUCUGUCUCCCCCUUUGAACUGUGCAAGACCAGAGGAGAUCACUGUGGAACUCAGGAAGAUUUCAGGAAACCUGGGGAUCAGCAUCGCUGGGGGCAUUAAUACGAACCUUCGUAAUGGAGGAAUCUACAUAAAAAGCCUUGUUCCAGGAGGGGCUGCUGAAAGAGAUGGACGUUUACAUUCAGACGAUAGACUUCUGGAGGUGGAUGGAGUUAACUUUCAUGGCUUCACUUACGAGCAAGCUGUGGAGUGUCUGAGUAAAACUGGGGAGGUGGUCUACAUGGUUGUAGAGCGGGAACUGGUCAACCUACCCAAGGUUUCUGUCAGUGCUGACACCAGCAGCAGCACAUCCAAUCAGAGCCUCAGCCCAACUACCAGUCAUCCAAGAUUCAACAGCAGCGUGUCCAUCAGUACCUCUCCGAGCACAAUAUCAGAUCAACCCAGAGACUACAGAUUUGCUACUGAUGAAAACACUCAGGAAGUGACUCUGACCAAAAGUGCCAAUGGCUUGGGAUUUAGCUUCCUGAUGUGUGAGUUGGACCCGCCCACUCGGGACUUCAGUAGCCUGGUCCGGAUUAAGCAGCUCUUUCCCGGCCAGCCCGCAGAGCAGAGCGGCAGAAUCGAAGAGGGGGAUGUCCUGUUAGCUAUCAACGGCGAGUCACUCAGGGACCUGUCCUAUCCAAAAGUGCUAAAACUAUUCAAGACUUCACCACCUGAAGUACGACUGACUCUCUGUCGACCAGCACCAGGGAUUCUUCCUUCCAUGGAUCAGUUUACCGGCACAUGAGCGAUCUCCUGGUGUUAUACCAGCAUCAGUGGACGUUCGGAAGCAGUGGUGUGCUUUCUACUGACCCAGGCAGCGGUGAUUAGAACUAAUAGGAGCGAGGCUGAUGAAGCUGUUCUGAAUCAAUUAACAGAUGCUUAUCAGCAGAUCCCAACACAACAGAAAGUAAACUGAAAAUACAAAGAAGAGAAUUCAGAGGAGAGAAUAUGGGGAUGAACUAGGGCGAGAAAACCAUAUUAUAGGAAAUCCACAAGAAGUAUCCAAAGAAGUUGACACCAUGAGAAGAAGAUGAAAGAAGUAAACUCUGAAAGG